Molecule: messenger RNA, 822 nt
Organism: Diaporthe amygdali
Lineage: Eukaryota; Fungi; Ascomycota; Sordariomycetes; Diaporthales; Diaporthaceae
Product: proteasome subunit alpha type-1
Exons: 3
Coding region: 1-822 (273 amino acids)
Biological process (GO): ubiquitin-dependent protein catabolic process
Cellular component (GO): nucleus; proteasome core complex, alpha-subunit complex; proteasome core complex
Source: RefSeq, a predicted model, not a curated record
AUGUUCAGAAACAACUACGACAACGACUCGGUCACAUUCUCGCCACAAGGCCGUAUUUUCCAGGUUGAAUACGCCGCAGAGGCAGUCAAGCAAGGUUCUGUCGUCGUAGGAAUAGCAAGCAAGACACAUGCAGUCCUCGUGGCCAUCAAGCGAAAUGCCGAAGAACUUUCCUCAUACCAAAAGAAACUCUUUCCCAUCGACUCCCACGUCGGUAUUGCCAUCGCCGGCUUGACCUCGGACGCGCGCGUGCUCUCCAACUUCAUGAAGCAGCAAUGCCUCGGCCACCGACUGACCUACGGCCGCGACAUGCCCCUGCGCUCACUGGUGGAGAUGAUUGGCGAGAAGGCCCAGAUCAACACGCAACACUACGGCAAGCGCCCCUACGGUGUGGGCCUCCUGGUGGCGGGCGUCGAUGACAAGGGACCCCACCUGUUCGAAUUCCAGCCCAGCGGCAUGACGGAAGAGAUGGUGGCCUUUGCGAUCGGCGCGAGAUCCCAGAUGGCGCGAACAUACCUGGAGCGACACAUCGACGAGUUUGAGAAGUGCGAUAGCGAGCAGCUGAUCUCGCACGGCCUGAAGGCCCUGAAGGAGAGUCUGGUGCAGGAUCGGGAGUUGACGGUCGAGAACACGAGUGUGGGCGUUGUUGGAGUUAAGAGGACCGAGGACGGUAUCAAGAAGGUCGAGCCUUUCAAGGUCUACGACGGCCAAGACGUCAAGGCAUGGAUCGAUGCCGUGGCUGAUGACAAGGAGGCUGGUGGAGAUGGAGAUGGUGAGGGAGAGGGCAGUGCACCGGCUGCUGAGGGCAUGGAUGUCGACAGCUAG